Messenger RNA from Pediculus humanus corporis (human body louse), 1011 nucleotides. Its product is annotated as protein Mo25, putative. The record is from RefSeq and is a predicted model, not a curated record. The transcript has 4 exons. Lineage: Eukaryota; Metazoa; Arthropoda; Insecta; Psocodea; Pediculidae. Gene Ontology annotation, molecular function: protein serine/threonine kinase activator activity. Gene Ontology annotation, biological process: intracellular signal transduction. The coding region runs from base 1 to 1011 and encodes 336 amino acids.
AUGCCUUUAUUUGGAAAAUCAGCUAAAAGUCCAGCUGAGGUGGUUAAAUCUCUUAAAGAAGCAAUAAGUGCACUGGAAAGAGGAGACAAAAAAGCUGAAAAAGCACAAGAAGAAGUCAGCAAAAAUUUGGUUCUUAUUAAAAAUAUGUUGUAUGGAACAUCAGAAGCAGAACCUCAUACUGAAAUAAUUGUUGCUCAAUUAGCUCAAGAACUGUAUAAUUCAAAUUUGCUUCUCAUAUUAAUUCAAAAUUUAAAUCGCAUAGACUUUGAAGGGAAAAAAGAUGUGGCUCAGGUUUUUAAUAACAUUCUUAGACGCCAAAUAGGGACUAGGUCACCAACUGUGGAAUAUACAUGCACAAAACCAGAAAUAUUAUUUACCUUGAUGAAGGGAUAUGAGCAUCAAGAAAUUGCUCUCAAUUGUGGGACAAUGCUCAGAGAAUGUGCACGAUAUGAAGCAUUGGCUAAAAUAAUGCUUUAUUCUGAAGAUUUUUUUAAUUUUUUCAGAUAUGUGGAAGUUUCUACUUUUGAUAUUGCAUCUGAUGCAUUUUCUACUUUUAAGGAGCUUCUCACAAGGCAUAAAGUUUUGUGUGCUGAAUUUUUAGAAGUGAAUUAUGAUAAGGUAUUCACACAUUAUCAAAGAUUAUUGAAUUCUGAAAAUUAUGUUACAAGGCGUCAAAGCCUCAAACUUUUGGGAGAACUUUUAUUGGAUCGUCAUAAUUUUGCUGUUAUGACAAGAUAUAUAUCUAGCCCAGAUAAUUUAAAACUGAUGAUGAAUAUGCUUAAGGAAAAAUCUCGAAAUAUACAAUUUGAAGCUUUUCACGUGUUUAAGGUAUUUGUGGCCAAUCCAAACAAGCCUAAACCAAUAUUAGAUAUUUUAUUGAGAAACCAAGAGAAAUUGGUGGAAUUUUUAACUAGGUUUCACACAGAUCGUUCUGAAGAUGAACAAUUUAAUGACGAAAAAGCUUAUCUCAUAAAACAAAUAAAGGAAUUAAAACCGGUGACAGAACAUUAG